Meriones unguiculatus (Mongolian gerbil) is the source of this 559-nucleotide messenger RNA. Its product is annotated as huntingtin-interacting protein M. Lineage: Eukaryota; Metazoa; Chordata; Mammalia; Rodentia; Muridae. Gene Ontology annotation, cellular component: nucleosome. The transcript has a single exon. Gene Ontology annotation, molecular function: structural constituent of chromatin; DNA binding; protein heterodimerization activity. The record is from RefSeq and is a predicted model, not a curated record. The coding region runs from base 89 to 442 and encodes 117 amino acids.
GGCAGGACUGAACACUGAGUGUCUUCAGAGAACCAGUCCUGCUGGUGAACCAGGCAGAGCUUACUGGAGCCCAAACCAUCAAACCAUCAUGUCAGGGAAGAAGAGCCAAGAAAAGUCUUGCAGUGACAACAAGCAGAUGGAAGAUACUUCUUCUCGGCCUGAUGUAGAGGUUCCUGUGAACUAUGUGUACCGCCUACUGCAGGAGGAGCAGUAUACCCCAUGUAUAGGUUCCACCACUUCAGAUUUCCUACUUGCCACUCUUGAUUACCUUACGGACUAUAUCCUGGAGGUGGUGGGCUCUGAAGCCAAUAUCAACAGCCAGCAAGACAUCCCUCAAGAAGGAGAGAGAAAAGAAGACGAUGACCGUGAACCCUCUCAAUCAUUCAAUAACACCCCUUUCUCUCUGUUUGAUGAGAUGCCUGGACCCAGAAGGAAUGGCUAAAGAAUGGGGUACAGAACCCUAAGGUGGCAAGCUUCAUGAACUCAGCUAGAACCAUAAUGGCUAAUAGCAGAGGAGGCUUCCCCUGGUGUCCAUGAAUACUAAUAAAGUGUUUGAAUG